ACGGAACGUGUGACUGGGUGUUCUCCAGCGAUACUGUUGAGCGUGGGCAGGAGUCCAUCUUUCUAUCUCUGGCUCACUGGUAUCCCCCAGGGACUUCCUGCUCCUAUUUAAUUCGCGGACGUGCCGACGAAGUAGUCAGGAUGUACUUUCCUUCCUUCCGUGUACGUCCCAUUGAGGCUCCCAUACGUCCGUAUGACGGAGACUGCGGGGAGACACUCAUCAUAUACGACUCUGAUCGUGAAGAUGACGCUCGUAUUAUGAAGAUGUUUUGCGAUACAUUUUCUCGGCCACUGGAGAAACAUGACUUCAUAUCAUCAGGAAGUGCAAUGUUCGUGAAGUUCGAGAGUCGUACAGGAAGUUACGAUGGGUCUUCGCUGUACUACUGGGCGCAGUAUGACUUCUUCAAUAACACACACUAUGGCAAGCCUGUGGAGGACACACUCUGUGAUGAACUCUUCGAGUCUUUCGUGAGACCCGAGGGAAAGUUUGGGUCGCCCCUCAACACACUGCUCUACAAGACUGACGAAGACGUCCUCUGUCGGUAUCAUUUCAAAGCUCCACGCUAUCAGUACCGCCGUAUACUUCUUACUAUUAAUUCCACAAACUUUAAACAUAAUGAUGACGACUGUAUGGACUGCCUGAACGACAAAGUUGACAAACUGAAGAUCAUCGAUCCAUUCCGAAAUGGCACCAAUGUUUGCAUUUGCGACAACUGGCUCGCAGGAAACCGUCUUCCCCCUAGUAUUGUCUCUAAUGGACCGUCUCUCACGCUAGAGAUGCACGUGGAUCACCGUCAUGCCAUGCAGAACUACUUCAAGUCAACCACACCAAUUUUUGAGGGUACAUACAAGUUCAUCCACAGUCCUAUCUGUGGCCCCACAGUCAUUCCAGCUUCUACCGAGGGUAAUAUAAUCUAUCCAAAAUAUGAACCAUACGUGUAUGGUGGCUAUGGAGAGGAUGUUCACUGUAUAUGGGAGCUGAGAGUGAAACAGGACCGAGAUGUGUGGCUCUAUGUCGACCAGCUCGACUUCUCUUUAAAUGAUUGUUCGCUGGAAGUUAUUGAAGUAUUUUUACCAGGAAGGGACCGGCCUGAGUUUACCAUCUGUGAGAAGGGAGACACAGUCGACGAGUCUAAGGCCAAUAUUCUUAAAGCUCGCGACCUGACAGAGGGCGCCAUAAUAAUUCAUUUUAAAUCCUCAGCGCCAGGUCACUCCAACUUCAAGUUGACUUGGACGGAGUUAUUCGAGAUUCCUAAGAACAGUGAUGGCACGGUCAUGACCUCCAAACUGAUGGCGCCCGGCGAGUGCGAAUUCGUGUGUCCCGGUCAAGCUGCUUGUAUCCAUGAUGAUCUGGUAUGUAAUGGCGUCCGCAACUGUCCAGGAAACAGUUCUGGGGCCGCUCAACAUGACGAGGCCCCAGAGAUCUGUUUCUCUCGUACAGGUUCUAAGUUCAACUACGUGGCACUGGGGCUAGGUGCCGCGGGUGGCACUGUAGUAGCCGUGGCUGUCAUUAUUCUCGUUUGCCGCAACUGUCGCAAGCGCCCUGACGAUAACACCUUCUAAGUGAACUAUGCAAAGCUUGGAAUCUACAACACAACUGCCAGAGACAAUCUGGGAGACCGAGAUCCCAGACACACGAUUACUGAACGUGUGCGUGUGAGAGAACAUAAAGUCUACGGGAAACACAGACUGCACAAGUUCACAAAUCUUGUAGUUAAACCCCCCAAUACAUUUUAUGGUGAGAGUUGAGUGUCAAGCUGGGAACGUGUAGUGAAAGACUGAGAUCAGUGUUGAUCAGUUUGCUUCCAUAAUGAGUAACACAGAAGAAUGAGGCCUUUGACGUCUCCUCAGUGACUAGCUGAACACAGCAGUACAGUUAUUAAUGGUAAUCAUCGAGUAGACACUACAGGACCAAGUGUGUGUGUGUGCGUUA
This is a messenger RNA of Cherax quadricarinatus, 1932 nucleotides long. Lineage: Eukaryota; Metazoa; Arthropoda; Malacostraca; Decapoda; Parastacidae. The record is from RefSeq and is a predicted model, not a curated record.